Molecule: messenger RNA, 567 nt
Organism: Dicrocoelium dendriticum
Lineage: Eukaryota; Metazoa; Platyhelminthes; Trematoda; Plagiorchiida; Dicrocoeliidae
Source: the annotation of a GenBank genome assembly
AUGACGUUGGCUAGUGAACUCGACCUACCUCUUCGUUUACUUGUUUGCCGCUCUCUUUUUCCAGUUCUAUCAAAUAAUGUCCACCAGGAUUCAGUGGAAUUUCGUCGUCAAGCUGUUGAAUCUGAGUUUGAAUUAAUUGAGCUGGAGCCCGAGGAGGAUUCCUUAGAAGAAGGGGAGGAAUUUGGUGUUCGUCGCUUGAAGUCGGCUAUAGAAUCACAUACAUGGUCCAACAUGAAACUACUCGAGUCUGCAAGUUGCCCCCUGCGUGCAGCCUAUUCCACUGACGUGAGUCGAACCGCAACAGACUGUGUUCCCAAAACCCAAGACACACAACCCGUUCUCAAAUCCCCUUUUUACAGUGGCGGAAAAUUGACCGACGAGGACACUGAUUUGCAGCUGGAUGAAACCGUCGAAUCCUUCGAACGGAUGUUCACAAGACUACAGCAUGCGCGCGAUAAAUUACCACAUUUGUCACGACCAGACCGUCAGAGACUAGCAGAACAGGUCGUAAUGGAAUUCUGGCACACCAUCGGUGGAUCUUCCGAUGAACUCAAUGAGAUCGACUGA